AUGGACUUUGGAAAUAAUGCUAGGAAAGUAAUAAAUGUAUUUUAAAUAAUAUUUCAGAGAGGUGGAGGAGAAUAUAAUGAGUAAGGAAUCAAAUAUUGUAAAUGGAUAGAACAGAGAGAUGACUUUUGGAUGUAUAAAUAACAAAUUAAUAUCAUAGAGAAAAUUAAGUAACUUAUAAUGGUGAAUAAAUUGAUGGUAAAAAUAUGGUUGAUGGAAUAUUUUAUAUAGACAGAAAUAUAUGUAACAAUAAUUAAUAUUUAUAAUAUUAAUAUAAUUUAGAGGUGGUGGAGUAUAUGAUAAAGAUGGAUUAAAGAAUGAUAAUUGGGUAGAUUAAUGUUUUUGAGUAUGCAACUCAUUUUUAUAUUAAUAUUCUAGUGGAUGUUAAUUCAUUUUCACAGGAAAGUAUAACAAUGGUUUAAAGUGCGGGAUUAGGAAUUCUAUUAUUUGGCAUCUUUGGAGAUAGCAAUUUGAUUAUAUGUAAGCAUAAUUUGUGA
Paramecium pentaurelia is the source of this 494-nucleotide messenger RNA. NCBI's taxonomy places the organism in Eukaryota, Ciliophora, Oligohymenophorea, Peniculida, Parameciidae. The record is from the annotation of a GenBank genome assembly.